This is a messenger RNA of Jaculus jaculus (lesser Egyptian jerboa), 816 nucleotides long. It is a transcript of the gene Swi5, whose product is annotated as SWI5 homologous recombination repair protein. NCBI's taxonomy places the organism in Eukaryota, Metazoa, Chordata, Mammalia, Rodentia, Dipodidae. The transcript is spliced from 6 exons. Gene Ontology annotation, biological process: double-strand break repair via homologous recombination. Gene Ontology annotation, cellular component: Swi5-Swi2 complex; Swi5-Sfr1 complex. The record is from RefSeq and is a predicted model, not a curated record. Bases 1 to 555 code for a protein of 184 amino acids.
AUGAUGAAAGGACCAGGCGGCGUGGCCACGCCGGCUCCAACCAAGGGGAGAAAGAGGCUGGGUGCGCGCGCAGCUCGGCGUGCGCCCCGGCGGACGGCCUCCUCCAGUGGAGUUGAGAUUUGCCUGAGGCGCCUGAGGGACGCGGCCAUCCUAGCCCCAGCCCUGGAGCCUCCUGCGCUGCAGACGCCUCCAUCCCGGGGCCCUCGGACCCCAGGGCUCAGGAGGCCGGAGUCAGGACUGAACCGAAGCUGCCGUGGGGCCUUCCGAUCUCCGCGACCAUCUCCCAAAUCUGGACAGGCUGAUGGGAUCAACGGAGAAUCCUUGCUCCUUGACAUUCAGAAACUGCAGGAGAAGAGGGACAUGCUGGACAAGGAAAUCUCCCAAUUGAUAUCUGAAGGCUACAAUGUGGAUGAACUAGAGGACCACAUCUCCCAGCUCCAUGAGUACAAUGACAUCAAGGAUAUAGGGCAGAUGCUGCUGGGCAAGCUAGCUGUGAUCCGAGGUGUCACCACCAAGGAGUUGUAUCCAGAAUUUGGACUGGACAUGAAUGACUGAGCAGAAGCUUAUAGACUUGUCUAAGGCCCACAGGGACAGACUGAUGGGGACAUUGAGAAGCAGACAGCCCAGUCAGUGCACCUGCUUGGUUUUCUGAGAAACCCUUUUCUGAAGAGCCAAAUUAAGUUCAGAAUGGAUCUUAGAGAAGAGGACAAGUGGAACUGGUAUUUCCAGCUCCCAGGUUCCUAGGUGUCUCAGAGGUGCUUCUGUAUGGAUGUAUGUGUCCCCUUGCUUAAUAAACAUGAGAAUCUCUGGGUGUGA